AUUCUUUACCUACACCACUUCAAACUCCUUUGUUUCUUUCUGCCCAUUUACAUACUCGUCUCUGUUUAUGUGGUUGGUGACGUGAUUCUAAAUUCUUGAUCUUGAUAGUGAUUUUAAUCCUAUCUGUUGCUGCUUGUCUUGUCUCUCUUCCUCUUUCGCUCUGCAAUCAAAAUCCCUAGCUUCCUUUCUUUCCUCCGUUGGGUUUUCACAAUGGGACUAAACGAUCCAUUGCCGUUGAUUCUGAAGAUCUAAAUUUCUUGAUUUGGAUUUUUUUCUUCUGUAAUUUGGUUUCUGCAAUUUUUUGCUAGAUUUUCAUACUCAGACACUUAACAUCAAGGAUUUUUGGACUUCUUAUUGAGUUUCAAUUAAAGUCUAGCUAUUGGGUUUUUUUCUUUUUCUGUUACUGGUGUCAAUUUCAAUGAUUACUGGACUUCAGAGUUUAAUUUUGCAUUAAAGCAGUCCAAAUUUUGCAUGAGAGGAAGUGCUUGGAGUUGGAGCUUUUAGAAUUAAAUUUCGUCAAGAGUUGAGGAGAUUUGAUUAAUUGAAUGAAGUGAGAUACAGAAGGAAAAGAAAUGGCAAGGCAUAGAGGAGACAAGGAAGAUGGAGUAGAUAGGCACAUGAGUUUGCUAAAACUGGUGCAAAUUUUAUCUUUCUUGGUUGUUUUUGUGGCGGGUAUAAUUAUGGGCUUGGCAACAAGUUCUCACAUAAAUCAGUACUUCGCUUCACAAGCUCGGUUAUUCUUCACUAACAACAUAGAAGCAACAAAAAUCCCAGAUAAUAAUUGCACAGUUUUGAGACCUUGCAAGACGGUUGAUUGUUGGAGUAUAGAAACUUUUCUUCAUCCCAAGAACUUGACUCAUAGUAUGGCUGAUGAGCAGCUUUUUUGGAGGGCUUCUUUGAUGCCAACCAAGGAAGAAUAUCCCUUUGAUAGAUUGCCUAAAGUGGCUUUCAUGUUUUUGACUAGAGGGCCUUUGCCUAUGUUGCCAUUGUGGGAGAGGUUCUUUAGAGGUCAUGAGAAAUAUUUCUCUAUCUAUAUCCAUACGCCUUCUAACUAUGUGCUCAAUGUUUCAUUGGAUUCUCCAUUCUACGGAAGGCAGAUACCAAGCCAGGAUGUUGAAUGGGGAAGUGUUUCACUGGUUGAUGCUGAGAAGCGCCUUCUAGCCAAUGCCCUGCUGGAUUUCUCAAAUGAGCGGUUUGUUCUUCUCUCUGAGAGCUGCAUCCCAGUAUACAAUUUCCCAACUGUCUACAAGUAUCUCAUUCAUUCUGAACAUAGCUUUGUUGAUUCAUAUGAUGAGCCCACUCGUUAUGGUCGUGGACGUUACAACCGUAAAAUGCUUCCUGAUAUUAAGCUCUUUCAAUGGAGGAAGGGGUCUCAAUGGUUUGAGGUCCAACGGGCUUUGGCUGUUCAUAUAGUUUCAGACACCAAAUACUAUUCUAUCUUCAAGAAAUACUGUAAGCCUGCUUGCUAUCCAGAUGAGCAUUACAUUCCAACUUAUCUGAACAUGUUUCAAGGGCCGUUUAACGCGAAUCGCACUGUUACUUGGGUUGAUUGGUCGCUAGGAGGCCCGCAUCCAGCAACAUACAUGGGAAUUAAUGUUACAGAAAGUUUUAUACAGUCUAUUCGAAGUAAUGGAACAGAAUGUUCAUACAAUUCAGAGAUGACUUCUGUUUGUUACCUCUUUGCGCGAAAGUUUCAUCCAAGUGCACUGGAGCCCUUGCUUAAUCUCACCUCAACAGUAAUGGAAUUUUGAUCUUUCAUUUUUCUUUCCUGACAGAGAUAUGACAUAUAGUGCUUCUAGACAUUCUCAGGCGGCUCGCAUAAAAAUUUUGUUUAGGCACAAUUGUAUAGUUUUUUUUUUUUCUUUUGAUAGGCCAUUGGGGUUCUUAACCUUCAAGAAUUGCUAUUUGUUGAUCCAAGUUUGACAGUUUGGCUAGCUUUUCUAGGAGAGCCCACAACAGAUGAUUCCUUGGAUCAUUUUGGUUGAUGAUUAAAUGAUUGAGGGGUUAUACAUCUUUGUUUGGCAUGAGAAAAGUUCUGCAGAUGCAAUAUUUCUCACUGCUUGAUGUGAGUUUACUAUUCCAGGACUGUUCUCAAAUUCAAUUUUGUAAAAAAUGAGAAUAUUAUAGCAAACCUCAAAGGAGAUUUUAGUGAUUUA
This is a messenger RNA of Manihot esculenta (cassava), 2156 nucleotides long. Its product is annotated as glycosyltransferase BC10. The record is from RefSeq and is a predicted model, not a curated record. Bases 573 to 1751 code for a protein of 392 amino acids. The transcript has 2 exons. Lineage: Eukaryota; Viridiplantae; Streptophyta; Magnoliopsida; Malpighiales; Euphorbiaceae. Gene Ontology annotation, cellular component: membrane. Gene Ontology annotation, molecular function: glycosyltransferase activity.